UGGAGAACAAGCGACUCGCCUCAUUCCGCUGCUUUCUCAGCAUCCAUUCUGUGAGACCUUAUUCUGGAGAGGAGAGAGCUACCUAACAGGCAAAUUGGAGAAGGAAAAGGGAAAAAAUCCACUGAAGAGGGAGGAUAUCGAGGAAAAAUAACACAUAAUCAGGGCUCACUGGCGUCCAACAUCACCUCUUACAGCUUUGGCAGAGGUGUCUGAAAGUUUUCCGUCCGGGGGGGGACACCCUCCCCUUGUUGUGGGGGAUGAACAGCGGAUGCUGAAUUUCAUUCCUGAAGGCAGGAGGGGAGCUGUGAAUACCGGCUGGAUUCACUUGCAGUGGAGCUGGUAGUGCGCACCAGAAGAGAUCCUACAGUGCCUCUUUCUCUCUCUCGCUCAGUCUCUCACACACGCAUUUUCCAGUAGAAUACAUAUCAUUAUUUCACUGUGCCAAGGUGGAAUAUCAAGGGGAAGCAACCCCAAAAGAAAAUCUCCUGAACCAGGGAAGUAAUGGAUUAUGUACAGAAUCAAUGAAGGACAUCUUGUUACAAAAAAGUAAGUUCUAAUCAGAAAAGGCUUUGAAUUGGGUUCUGAUUCUGAGAGACUUGGAGGAUUUUUGCCCUUUUUUCUUUUGUUGUUGAGCAGCACCGAGCUUCAGACAUCUUAUCUUGUGGACUAUAGGGUUCUGGAUGGUAUUUCAAGACUGAAUCUGUGUAGGCACCUAUCCGCUCUCCUGGCACAAGGCAGACAUGUUCUUUACCUCUGUUCCAGUAUGACCCUGGAGUAAGUGACCUGUGAAUAGAGUCACGCUGGAGGUUUUCUAAAGGACUCCUUGCUUCUGUAACAGUGUAUGGACAUCUGACAUUGGGAAGCCCAGCAGAUAAAAGACCGAAAAUAGGGACGACCACAGCAAAAGAAGAGAGAGAAGAAUAGGCCAUGGCUGAGGGGAUGAUUGCUUCUCAAAGUGAACCGUGACAGAAUGGUCGACUGUAUGAGCAAAGUCAUGCUGCACACGGUCGUCUCAUGCUGGCAACCAUUCCUGGGACUGGCCCUCGUGGCUGUCUUUGUGGGCUCCACCCUGGGAUGUCCCUCGCGCUGCGAGUGUUCAGCGCAGACCAAGGCAGUUGUCUGUCACCGCAAGCGCAUGCCCAGCAUCCCGGACGGCAUCCCGACCGAGACCAGGAUCCUGGACCUGAGUAAGAACAAGCUGACAAUGAUCAACCCUGAUGACUUUUUUGCCUUUCCGGGGCUUGAGGAACUUGACCUCAGUGGAAAUAUUAUCAGUUACGUUGAGCCGGGAGCUUUUAACGCCCUGUUUACCAUGCACUCGCUCAGUCUCAAAAGCAAUCGUAUCAAGCUCAUUCCCCUGGGCGUCUUCACAGGCUUAACAAAUCUUACCCGACUGGAUAUAAGUGACAACAAGAUUGUCAUCCUGCUGGAUUAUAUGUUCCAGGACUUACACAAUCUAAAGUUUUUGGAAGUGGGUGACAAUGAUCUGGUUUACAUUUCUCACCGUGCAUUCAGUGGACUUUCAAGUCUGGAGAUGUUAACCUUAGAAAGGUGCAACCUUACAGUUGUGCCCACUGAGGCCCUUUCCCACCUGCAUAACCUGGUCAGCCUCCAUCUACGAUACCUCAGCAUCAGCACUUUGCAUCCUUACUCAUUCAAAAAGCUGUUCCGGCUGCGGCAUUUAGAAAUUGAUAAUUGGCCUUCACUAGAUCAUGUGCCAGCCAAUACCCUGCAUGGCCUCAACCUGACCACUCUGUUCAUAACCAAUACCAACUUGUCCUCCUUCCCUUACCAAGCCCUGAAGCAUCUGCCCUACCUGACACACCUCAACCUGUCCUUCAACCGUAUUAGGCACAUUGAGGGGGGGAUGCUGGUGGAACUGGUUCGGCUUCAGGAGCUCCAUCUGGUUGGAGCUCAGCUUACCGCUAUUGAACCGUACGCUUUCCAGGGUUUGCGAGGGCUCAAAGUCCUCAAUGUUUCUCACAACCGGCUGGAUACACUGGAGAAGGGUGUUUUUCAGUCUCCUGAGGCUUUGGAGGUUCUUCUGAUCGACAACAACCCCUUGGUGUGCGACUGUCGUCUCAUGUGGAUCCUACAGAAAAGGCACUCAAUAUUUUUUGGGGAAUCGCAGCCGGAGUGCAGCACACCUGAGGGUAUUCGUGGCAGGCCUUUCAAGGAAUUUAAGGAGACUCUCCUGUCUUACUACGUCACGUGUACAAAGCCAAAAAUCCGUGAGAAUAAAACACAAACGAUCACUGUGGAUGAGGGCCAGCAGGCAAUGUUGCGCUGCAGUGCUGAAGGGACGCCAAGGCCCAUUGUGUCCUGGUUGUCCCCACGUCGACGAGUUCUGACAAGUAGGAGCCACGGUAGAGUUACUGUCCACAACAACGGUUCACUGGAGAUCAAGUCAGCAGAGGUGCAAGACAGCGGAGUGUACCUUUGCCUUGCCUCCAACAGUGCUGGGAAUGACACCCUGAUGACAUCAUUGGCAGUGAAAAGUCUGGGAUCACUGUAUGCUAACAGGACCCAGUCUUACACAGAUCCCAGCAACACCACUGCCAACGGGACGUCCGGUGCGACCCUCGGUUUGGACCUAAAGACUAUUUUAGUGUCAACUGCUAUGGGUUGUUUCACAUUCCUGGGAGUGGUCUUGUUUUGUUUCCUGCUCCUUUUCGUUUGGAGCAGAGGGAAAGGAAAACAUAAAAACAACAUAGAUGUUGAAUAUGUUCCUCGGUCAAAGUCUAACGGCACUAACGUUGACUCGGCAGAAGGACAAGCUGGUCCUCGUCGUUUUAACAUGAAAAUGAUGUGACUUCUUUUAUAGAUCCGAGACUCUGGAUUGUGAAUAUGCCCAAAGUACAAUGUAUUUUUUUGAAUAUCAGACUACUGAACUUCCCACUGCUGCAGGGAGAGUGGUAGUGGAAAAGUUUGGGGCAUCAUAACAAGAUGAGCAGUACCUUAAAUCACUGGAUCUUGACAUAAUGCUUGGAUACUGUGUUUCAAAUACCGAAAGUUGUAGUAGGACAUCCUCUUACAUAAUUGCCAGCAGGCAACUUCUUCAACGAGGAUGAGGAGUGAAAACUGUUAUCGCUAUGGGGACCUGAAGGGAAUAAGUGUCAUUUAUCAGCUUUUUGAAAUUUAUAUGCCCAAAAAAAAGAACGCUUCAGUUUUGGGUUGGAUCUACAGACUUGGCUGAACCAUGUACAGUACAAAUUUGUAUCUAAGCUAUUAACCUACUUUGUUUAGUCUUGCGCCAUGCUUAUUCACUGAACAAAUCAAUGAAACAGACCAUAAUUUCCUAUGUUCAAUACUUUGCAUAUGUGUACCUAAUGCUUCAUUAUGUACAUGUAUGUACAUAUUCAUUCAAAAAACUAUUCAUAGCAAUAUUCAUGGGAUGCAUUAGCCAAAAUUGUUAUACCCCAUAUGUUCAGCAACAACAUCCUUCAGACUUUUGAAGUUUCCAUGGAUUCAGGAAGGGCUUCUAUGGGUGAUUAUCUGUCCCUGCUCCCCCAAUUGACUCCUAGAUAUUAAUAAAUAUAUAUUAUUUAUCAAUGAAAAAAAAGAAGAAGAAAAAAGAUUUUAUUUAUGAAAAAUGUUGAGCAUUUUACAAAAAUGAGUCCUCAAACACUAUUCAGGAUCUAACAUAACACUUGGAUCAUCAUAAAGAUGGCCCAGUAUUGAUCGAAGUACCGACAUGAACCACCCUUUUGUCCUAUUUUUGUCUCUUUUUAUUACUUUAACUGUACCUUUGCUGGUUGGCAAAAUACAUGUGUCAAUUUUACUACAGUGACAUUUGCAUAAUUUUCCCCAGUAGGAAAUUUGGACUUUGUUGUGGUAGUUCCUCAUUUUGUUGUUGAAUCAUUUAGAUUGUGAAAACUUCAAAGUAAAAAUAAAAAAAAA
Molecule: messenger RNA, 3900 nt
Organism: Epinephelus fuscoguttatus (brown-marbled grouper)
Lineage: Eukaryota; Metazoa; Chordata; Actinopteri; Perciformes; Serranidae
Gene: lingo2
Product: leucine rich repeat and Ig domain containing 2
Exons: 5
Coding region: 971-2812 (613 amino acids)
Cellular component (GO): extracellular region
Molecular function (GO): protein binding
Source: RefSeq, a predicted model, not a curated record